CAACCCGCGCAGCACUGCAUGCUGGGAUACCUUCCUGUCAUGGCGGAAGAGUUAGCUGGCUAACGUUGUCUGUGCGUGAUUGUUCGGCUUCGCACGUUUUGGAAACUACGACCGCGACCCUUGAAAAAAAAUCGACUCUCCGGCUAGUGCCUCGCAACUUACACGGGGUACGCUUCUAACGUUAAGAGGACCCUUUACAACAGCAUCUUCAACAGGGCAAAUGGAGUGUGCAGUGGAUGUUCCAGCCGGUGAGGAUGAGACAACCGAAAAAGAUGAUGUGAAUUGCACAGAAGGGACUGAAACACCUCAUAAAAGAAACAAGAAGCAUAAAAAGCACAAGAACAAGAAGAAGAAAAAGAAGAAGAGGGGUGAAAGGGAAAGCAGCUCGGAGUCUGGUGCUGAGUCUGAGGCGGAGACGGCUCUUCUGAAAAUUGCACGGACUACAAGAGCCAGUGCAAGGUUGGCCGCAAAAGCAGGCGAUCAUGCUGGGCAGAAGGAAGAGACUAAAACAGAUUGUGUGGACAAGGAGGGAGAUGCAAAAUCUAAAAAACACAAAAGACAUGCUGCUAAGAAGAAGAAAAAGAAGAAGAAGAAGGAUGAAAAGAAAUCCCAGUCUCGCUCCUCAUCUGAUAGCAGCUCUGGCUCAGGUUCUGAAUCUGAAACGGAGGGGCGUGCAGGGAUAGGUGAUGGCAAAUCUUCUCCAGCGGUAGCGCCUGGCCAGCCUGAGCCUGUGACCCUCAUGUCAACACAAAACAACAAAGAGGAUGAGAAAGGUGUUCCCAGUCUGCUGAAUCCUGAACCACUUGAAGAGAAGAAAGAGUGCAUGUCUGAAAUGGAUGUUCCACAAAACGCAGAGAAGACCACAAACGAUAGUCAAACCAAUGGAACAGAAAAUGAUAUAAAGUCUCCACUGCCUAGCCUGGAUGAGGUAAAACAGACAGGAACAGUUCAGAUUAAGGAAGAAGCCAGUCUAGGAGAUGGUACCUUGGGUCAUGCCAAUGAACUUCCUGACAUUAUUCCUAAACAGGAAGGUAAUGUACCUAGAGAUGAGCCAAUACCGAAAGAUGAAUUAAUUUCAAUGCAGCAGCAGCAGCAGGCACCUGUAAAAGAGUCUGGUUCACCCAGGCCAGCAUCUCCCCUCCCUUUUAUGGGCCCAGCUAUUAAGCAGUCUGGGUCGAGACGGAGUCGAUCACCAUCACCAAGUCCCCCGAAGCAGCAGAGUGCGGAACAAACAGUAGCGGCAGUGGCAGAACCACCUGAAAAUCAUUCAAGAUCAGCUUCAAAGGACAAGCAAUCUCCCACUCGCCUAAAUAAGCGGCAGCUGUCGCGCUCAAUUUCCCGCUCUCCGUCUCCUAAACCGAGGAAGAAGGCUGUCUCCCCACCCUCAAGAUCUCCCAAAAGAGCUCGCCGUCGGUCGUGGUCCACCUCUCGGUCGCGUACGCCCAAGAGGAGGUCAUUUCGGUCUCCUCGCAGGUCCAAGACGCCAAAACGCCGGAGAAGCUCGUCUUUGUCUCCGAGGCGACGUCGAAGUCCCCCAUCUACAAAAAGAAGAUCCUCAAGAUCGCCAAGACGUGGCGGGCGCAGGUCGCGCUCUUUAUCCCGCUCUCCAAGGAGAAGCCGGAGAUCAAAAUCCCGCUCGCGAGGGCGCAUGAGGCGCUCCCGGACACGCUCGCCCAGACGUGGUGGUGCAAGCGGUAGGCGGUCGCGGUCUCGCUCUUUUGCCAGGGCCCGUCGUUCCAGAUCCAGGCGUCCUUACAGGCGCUCCAGGUCACGUUCCUUGGCCAAACGUACCGGUGGCAGGCGCUCAAGGAGUCGAUCUUUGUCGCGACAUAGGAGGUCGCCACCUCCCAGAGCACGCCGCUCACGCUCCAGGUCUGCCCGUAGGCGCAGGCGGACUCGAUCACGCUCCAACACAACCUACAAACGUCAGCGGCGCUCUAGAUCAAGGAGUGGCCGCAGACGCACCAAAUCCCGAACGCCCACUUCUCGCUGGCGCUCCAAAUCCAGGUCUCCGGUUAGAAGGCGGUCUCGUUCCCCUGCCCGGAGAAAGCGGUCUCCGCCAAGGUCUAGCAAACGCUCAAAAUCCCGCUCGUUGCCUAGAAGGCGCAGAUCAAAGUCACGCUCGCCAUUGCUGAGCAGAAAGAGGUCCGAAUCACCAAGGAUCCGCGUCAGAAGGUCAAAGUCAAAAUCUGUCUCUGUUGGCUUGAACAGAUCCAAGUCCAAAUCCCGGUCUGGGUCAAGUGAUAGACCGUCUGAUAGGUCCUCCCAUGCCAGAUCCGCCUCACCCCCUCUUGAGAAGGCGUUGUCUUCUCCCCAGGCGGUGCAAGCAUCUCCAGAGAAGAUGGCGUCUCCAGAGAAGAUGGCGUCUCCAGAGAAGAUGGCAUCUCCAGAGAUGAUGGCAUCUCCAGAGAAGAGGGCGUCUCCAGAAAAGAUGGCGUCUCCAGAAAAGAUGGCGUCUCCAGAAAAGAUGGCGUCUCCAGAAAAGAUGGCGUCUCCAGAGAAGAUGGCGUCUCCAGAGAAGAUGGCGUCUCCAGAAAAGAUGGCGUCUCCAGAAAAGAUGGCGUCUGCAGAAAAGAUGGCGUCUCCAGAAAAGAUGGCCUCCGCAGAAAAGAUGACGUCUGCAGAAAAGUUGGCGUCUCCAGAAAAGAUGGCGUCUACAGAUAAGUUGGUGUCUGCAGAAAAGAUGGCUUCUCCAGAAAAAAUGGCGUCUGCAGAAAAGUUAGCAUCUGCAGAAAAGUUGGCGUCUGCAGAAAAGAUGGCGUCUGCAGAAACGGUGGCAUCCCCAGAAACUGUGGCUGCAGUAGCUGAAACCAUUCCUACAGCAGGUUGCUGGAAACCUGUGCCCUCACUGGUUGUUUCCAGUUCUCCAGCUGUUGCUCCAGUGGAUGAAGAGCAGGAGCCGCCUACAGCACCUGAAGCCAUCCCCGAAGAAGAGGAAACCGAACCGAGGGAGGAGGCCAGCAUAUGCCCCGAACAUGAUGUUUCGGGGACUGUGUCUGGCUCUCAAGAACCUGUCACUGUACCAGAGGGAUCUGAACGCUCCGAAGGCUUGGAUGAAGAAAUAGAAAGUUCCCCACCGCCGGCGAACACGCAAGUAGAAUCAUUGAAAAGCCCUUCGCAUUCCGCAUCUCCAGAAAGGCAGAGCAAAGAGUCUUCGGCUUCACCCACGGAUCAUAGGGAACCUUCCCGCUCAGCUUCACCCCGAAAGAGGUCAAAGUCUCCAGUGAGGAAGAGAGAAUCUGUCUCACCAUCUGAAAAAAAGAAGCGCCGGUCCAAAUCUCGGAGUCCUGGCCGGCGCAGAAAAUCCAGCCCUUCUCGUUUUGCCACGCGGCGCAAGCGAUCCCGUUCCAAGUCUCGAACCAGGGCACGCCGAUCCAAGUCCCGCUCUCCAGCCCGCAAGAGACGCUCCCGCUCUCGCUCGCCCAAUGCCAGGGGGAGGAAAAGAUCCAAGUCCACGGACAGGAACAAGCGCUCCCGGAGCCGAUCCGCCGGCCGCAAGAAAAGGUCUAGGUCAGGAGACAGGGGUCGCAGGUCCAGGUCUCGUUCAUCUGACCGAAGACGCAGGUCAAGAUCCAGAGGUCGAGGGAAGCGUCCGGUAUUUCGCAGUCGCUCAUUUGAUAGAAGGGAUAGGUGGAAAAGGGAGCCUAGCCACUCCCCCGUUCUGAUUCUCCGCAAGCAGCGCCGCUCAGGGUCGCGGACACGGCGCAGUGCCAGCAAGUCGCCUCCGAGGCUCACUGACCUAGAUAAGGACCAGUUACUGGAGAUAGCCAAGGCCAACGCAGCUGCCAUGUGUGCCAAGGCAGGCGUGCCCAUCCCAGAGAGUCUGCGGCCGAAAGCCAUCCUCCAGCUUCCCCUCCCGACGCCGUCUCCUGGCCCCCUCUCGCUCCCACUGCCGUUACCCCUCUCCAUGGGCAUGGGGAUGCCAAAUAUGCCCAACAUGGGUCCAAUGGGCUUGCCCGGUAUUCCGGGAAUGCCCAGCAUGUCCAACAUCACCAUGAGUGCCGCCAUGGCAAGUAUGACGGCGGCCACCAUGACUGCCGCCUUGACCAACAUGGGGGCCUUGGCGGCAAUGCCUCCCCUUGCUCCUCUUCCCACCAUCACAAACAAACCUCCCCCUUGUCUCGCGCCACCAACCCCUUCGCUGAACCUGGACCACAUUGAAGAAGCGAAAAGGAAAGUCACGCAGCAAGCGAACAUCCACACCAUAAAGGAGCUGACAGAGAAAUGUAAGAUGAUUGCCAACAGUAAGGAGGAGAUGGCUGUCGCUAAACCUCAUGUCUCGGAUGAUGAAUUCUAAACCCUUCAAGGCGCUCACUGACUCGAAGUUAGACAAAUUAUGUGAAGAUGCUUUUUUUUUCACCUCCCCUCCUAAGACCCGCACAGGAAAAUCUAACAAAAAAAAAUGAUUUUUUCAGGACAAAAUCCCCACUGUAGUUUCAGUUGGAAGUCACGUGGUGUAGCUGAGCCUCACAAAAAAGAGAGCAUCCGACCGAGUUGCUUAUAACUCUUCCCCACGUUGCUUCCGUUGCCGUGGCUGGGUCAUAUACCACUCAAGAAACUGGACACGUUGACUUCUCGUGUGCAUGAUUGUAAAACUAUCGUGCGAAUGUGAGUGUGUGUGUGUGUAUAUAUAUAGUGAUUUUCACCAACACCAUCCCCUCAGUGUUGCUGCUUCCUCAAGCAGUCACUGUUGUAAAGACUGAAACCAAACUUACUAGUGGCGCCUUUUUUUUUCUUUUUCGUUUUUGUAAACGCCUAGUUCGUCUCAAUUGGUUUUACUUAAGAUUUCUUAAAGGACCGUGUAUAGUGGACACUGCUUCCUUGUUCUGCUGUAUUCCCUAGUUUUUGCGUUUGUUUUUUUAAAAAACAUUGUUUCAGUUGAUUUUCAUGCGUGAUUUGUUGACACGAGCUUGGGUAAUUUUGCAAAAGUUGUGGGAUAACUGAGAAAAGCAGAUUAGACGGAGCAACGUCUCCCUGUCACCAAACACAUCAAAAUUCAAUUAGUUCCGCCUCGGUUGUGACUCUUAUUUCUUUAAAAGUGGCAGCUAAAUUUAACUAUGAGAUGCACGCACAGAGGAAAUAAUUCAUUUUACAAACUGUAGGAGUACAUAUUUGGAGUGAUAGUGGAUUUGAAAAGCUCGACAUCGCUCGCUGUGAUUCCAACAGUGGAUCAGAUUCAGACAAUCACUUCUUGUUUUUUGGCCCAUCUAUUAAUGUCGUUCAUAACCAUUAAACUUGGAUUCAUGUCAGUUCACUACAGCGAAAAUGAAUAAGCUGCCAUCCUCUCGUGACCAAGGCUGUCUUAGAGGUGGAACAUAACUCAAAGAUGUUCUUUUUCGAUUGUGUCUGCUUCUCGAUCAGCGCAUGAAGUUCCUUGAGGUGAUCCUUAUCGCUAUUUUAACGACAGGAGAGAAAAGAGGAAUCUGCAUUUUAGGAUUUUUUUUUUCAGGGGGGUCAUUUGAAUAAGACAUUGCUUGCUCUGUAAAUAAAUGUGAUAAUGAUUAUUAAAAACCUCAUUGAUCUGUA
This is a messenger RNA of Hippocampus zosterae (dwarf seahorse), 5526 nucleotides long. It is a transcript of the gene sona, whose product is annotated as SON DNA and RNA binding protein a. The transcript is spliced from 11 exons. Bases 221 to 4297 code for a protein of 1358 amino acids. The record is from RefSeq and is a predicted model, not a curated record. Gene Ontology annotation, biological process: regulation of cell cycle; regulation of mRNA splicing, via spliceosome. Gene Ontology annotation, molecular function: RNA binding. Lineage: Eukaryota; Metazoa; Chordata; Actinopteri; Syngnathiformes; Syngnathidae.